This is a messenger RNA of Ctenopharyngodon idella (grass carp), 1884 nucleotides long. RefSeq names its product DNA primase subunit 2 (gene prim2). Lineage: Eukaryota; Metazoa; Chordata; Actinopteri; Cypriniformes; Xenocyprididae. The record is from RefSeq and is a predicted model, not a curated record. The coding region runs from base 160 to 1686 and encodes 508 amino acids. Gene Ontology annotation, cellular component: alpha DNA polymerase:primase complex. The transcript is spliced from 14 exons. Gene Ontology annotation, biological process: DNA replication, synthesis of primer.
CACACGGCAAAACAGCCCCUGGAAACAGUCGUUCACAGAACGUGAUUGGUGAAUUUUGAGAGUGACGUCAUAUACCCGCGCUUUGUUUGGAACGUCAGCUCGUUGGCGGGAUUCAGGCGACGGGAGCAGACAGGCAGCGAUUGUUUUGAGAUAAUUGCAAUGCAGUUUUCAGGCAGAAGAAAGAAGCUGAUUGGCAGCUCUCAGAAUGAUCUGUAUGAUCACUGUCUUCAGUUCUAUGGACACCCUCCCCUGGACAACAUCUCUCUCACUGAGUUUGAAACCUUUGCAGUGGAGAGGUUGAAAUUGCUCAAGACUGUGGAAAAUCUUGGGGUGAGCUAUGUGAAAAAUUCAGAGCAAUACACGAAGAAACUAGAAGCUGAAUUUUCAAGUCUGAACUUCCCAUUUAGGACAGAAUUGGAUGACCGAAAGGUUCAGGCAGGAAUAUCUGAAUAUGAGAAACGAAGAAAAGACCAUAUCUCCCAUUUCAUUCUACGCUUGGCUUAUUGCCAGACGGAGGACCUCAGGCGAUGGUUCAUCCAACAGGAAAUGGAUCUUUUCCGUUACCGGUUCAGUUGCCUUCCUUCAAAGCACAAGACUGACUUUUUGCAUAAAAAUAAUUUGAAGUAUGAGACGGUAAGUGCAGAGGAAAAGAAAAGCUUAAAAGACAAGCUCAUCAACUCCAGUUAUGGAUUAAGUGGAAUCACAGUGGAAGAAUAUGAUUUCUACAAAGUCCCAUUUCAGGAUGCCCUGGAUUUAGUGCGCACAAGAAAAGUCUACUUGCUUGCUGGCAAUGCCUACAUCCCCCACCAAGAAAUUGUCGCGAUUGUCCUGAAUGACUUCCGCACAAGACUGUCCAAAGCACUUGCAAUGACUGCCCGAUCCUUGCCUGCGAUACAGUCUGAUGAACGACUCCAGCCUCUUUUGAGCCACCUCAGCCAUGCCUAUGUGGGUCAGGACUAUAGCAUUCAGAAGAACAUCGGGAAAAUUUCUCUGGAGCAGAUUGAUGCACUCUCGGGCAAGUCCUUUCCUCUGUGUAUGAGGCAUCUCCACAAGGCACUGAGAGAGAACCACCACCUGCGGCACGGUGGCCGCAUGCAGUACGGCCUUUUCCUCAAGGGCAUUGGUCUUACUCUGGAACAGGCCCUGCAGUUCUGGAGGUCAGAGUUUGUCAAAGGGAAAGUCGAUGCAGACAAGUUUGAUAAAGCAUAUGCCUACAGCGUCCGCCACAUGUUUGGGAAGGAAGGCAAGCGCACUGACUACACCCCCUACAGUUGCAUGAAGGUGAUUUUGUCAAACCCACCCAGCCAAGGCGACUACCAUGGGUGUCCAUUCCGCCACAGCGACCCUGAGCUACUGAAACAGAAGUUGCAGUCCUAUAAAAUCUCCCCUAGUGGGAUCAAUCAGGUUCUGGAGCUGGUCAAGGGAAUGCACUAUCAGCUGGCCUGCCAGAAGUACUUUGAGCUGACACACAGUGUUGAGGAUGCUGGGUUUUCUCUUAAUCACCCUAACCAGUACUUCACUGAGAGUCAGAAGCUUCUGGGUGGAGGCCGGGACAUCAAGAAAGAAGUCGAGAUGUCACAAAGAAGCCAAGAAAAUCCGACAAAUACGUCCCGUCCAUCUCAGGCAAACACUAAACAGGCCCAUGAGGAGAUGGGGGAUUUAGACUCCUUCUUCCAGGAUGAAUGAUUUUGUAGAACUUCAAAUCUGGGAUUAAUAGACCAUAUAGAGCCAUUACUUGCAUUCAGUGUAUUUGAUACAAAUUGUGUUUUUAAUAUUCAAAAACUUCUGAUCUGGUUGUUUUUUCCAUUAUCUUUUCGGCUAUAAGAUCUUUUUCAAAUUGUGUUUUUAUAAAAACAAAUAAAAUAAAUUUUCAUUUUUCAUAAA